GCGGCUUGCGGGCGACCUCCAUCGACAUCAUGCUCAAGCCGACCUCCGUCCGAGGCGCGACCUCCAAGGUCCAUCUUCUUAACCUUUCUCCUGCAGAGGGCUCGCUACACUCGCAAAAACGCGUGGGGCGAGGGCGAAGGUCUGGUCUAGGAAAGACAUCCGGCCGCGGACACAAGGGUCAGAAGGCUCGCGGAGGGAACGGUAAACCUCGCCUUCAGUUCGAGGGUGGCCAGACACCCCUGGUCCGACUCAUACCCAAGCGGGGGUUCAUCAACCCUCAUGGAAAAACAUAUGCGCCAGUCAACCUGGACCGCGUGCAGCACUGGAUAGAGACCGGUAGGCUCACUUCUUCACCAGACAAACCCAUCACGGCGCGAGAAUUGCUCCUCAGUGGAUGCAUCCACGACGUACACGACGGGGUAAAACUAUUGGGCGAUGGCGCGAAGAACUUGCGUACUCCCAUUCAUAUCGCGCCCUCUCGCGCAUCCGCUUCCGCCAUCAAGGCUGUGGAAGAAGCCGGAGGCUCCGUCUUCUGCAGGUAUUACAACCGACUUGCUCUGUACGACUGCGUCAAGGGCCGGACGGACAGGGUGGAUGCCGCACCGACCAAGCGGGAGGAUAUACUGUGGUACACAUCGUUCAAGAACCGGGGUUACCUUGCACCCGAGAGUAUCGCACGCAUGCCCGUGGUUCAGGAGCGCUGGAAGACGCUCUCGGAGCAGCUGACGGCGUACCGGAAGGAGGAUUUCGACCGCGCGCGGAAGUAGAGAUCUCGCGACCCUUAGAAACUACCCACCGCAUCUCACGUACAAGCGUAGUCGUUAUCGAUUCGUCCUUCCUCUCAGCGCCCUAAUAUAAGCAGCGUACCAGGAAUAUAGAUCGGAAUCGCAUGCCGUCCGCACGCGAUAGGG
This is a messenger RNA of Punctularia strigosozonata HHB-11173 SS5, 911 nucleotides long. Its product is annotated as ribosomal protein L15. Gene Ontology annotation, biological process: translation. The record is from RefSeq and is a predicted model, not a curated record. Bases 30 to 767 code for a protein of 245 amino acids. The transcript is spliced from 6 exons. Gene Ontology annotation, cellular component: mitochondrial large ribosomal subunit. Gene Ontology annotation, molecular function: structural constituent of ribosome. Lineage: Eukaryota; Fungi; Basidiomycota; Agaricomycetes; Corticiales; Punctulariaceae.